Molecule: messenger RNA, 698 nt
Organism: Ipomoea nil (Japanese morning glory)
Lineage: Eukaryota; Viridiplantae; Streptophyta; Magnoliopsida; Solanales; Convolvulaceae
Exons: 5
Coding region: 39-539 (166 amino acids)
Biological process (GO): regulation of root meristem growth
Molecular function (GO): growth factor activity
Source: RefSeq, a predicted model, not a curated record
UCCUUUCUACAUAAACACAACACACAAGAAAGCCAAAAAUGGUGUCCUCAAAGUCUACUACCUUUGUGUUUUGUCUUGUGUUCAUUUCCACAUCCUUAAACAGUUCUCUUGCUUAUACAAACCAAGUUACAAGGAAGGUUGUGGUUGAAGAUGAUGAGAAUGGUUUUACCAUGACAAGUGGGAGCUCUCUUAGACACAUGGAACACAAGGAGAUUUUGAAUGGCAACGAUGAUGAGAUGAGGAAAGGGAAGAUGGAAGGAAGGAAGAUGAUGGUGGAGAGAAAAGACAUGAUGAGGAGCAAGGGAAAGAAGAAAGAGGAAGGUGGCAAGACUACAAGUAGCAAUGGAAAUGGAGUCUCAAAGAGCCCACUUGCAGAUACCCAUGAUCAUCAGAAGCUUGAACCUGAAAGGGUUUCAAAGGAUGCAAACAAGCUUCUGGGCAUGAUGAACAAAGACUACACCGGAGGUUCUGGGUCGGGGCCUAAUCCUCGCCAUAAACCUCCAAUCAACAAUCAUGAAUCAUUAGAUGGACGAGGUUAAUUAAUUAAACCAGUUUUACCUUAGCUUCAAUGUUAGUAUAGUUAUAGUUAAUGUGCGUGGUUUCGGCCAGUUAGUUUUGGGUUUAAUGUAUCCACAAUUUUGGCUUCUCAUAUGUAAUAUAUAUAGCUGUACAAGUAUAUGUAGUAAACCAGUUUUACC